Messenger RNA from Carassius carassius (crucian carp), 1532 nucleotides. Its product is annotated as regulator of G-protein signaling 20-like. Bases 192 to 1082 code for a protein of 296 amino acids. NCBI's taxonomy places the organism in Eukaryota, Metazoa, Chordata, Actinopteri, Cypriniformes, Cyprinidae. The transcript has 5 exons. The record is from RefSeq and is a predicted model, not a curated record.
UGUAAUCCCUUUUCUGCCAUCUUCACCAAGUGCUGCUCUUCUGUUGUCAUCUGUUGUCUUCUGUUUAAGUUCAUUUUGUUAAGGAACCUGCCAACCAGAGAUGUGAAACUGCUGUGGAUCAUGAGAGACCUAAUGACUUUGGGUCUUUGGGAACAUGUUCUUUAACAACAUGGAAAGGCUUUAGAUGAGCUAUGCCAUGUAACAGAAUCAUCUUAAAGUGGGAGGUCUGGCCCUCUUCUGUGGUACAGAGCAUUUGGCUUUCUCCCUGCUUGAUGUGGGGACAGCUACGGCAUCUUCUCUUGGCCUGUCAGCACGAAGGGGGUUACUUAGCGACAGGAAGUUAUGAAAAUGAGGACCAGAAUGAUAAUACGGAGGACAGAUCAAAGGAUCCCAUAUCCUUUCAGCCCAUGGGAUCAGAGCGGAUGGAGAUGCGAAAGAGGCAGAUGUCGGUGCAGCAAGAGUCGGUGGCGGGCACCACAGCACCGGCACAAAACGAGCAGCCUGGCCAGGGGAACCGUGGCUCCAACGCCUGCUGCUUCUGUUGGUGCUGUUGCUGCAGCUGCUCCUGUCUCACUGUUAGGAAUGAAGACAGAGAAGAGAGGAACCGGAGAGCCUCGUAUGAUCUUAAAGCAGAGGGGAAUGCGGACUUCGAGGAAAGUCCGAAACCGACUGCGGAGGAGGUCCUCUUAUGGGGGCAAUCUUUCGACCAACUGAUGCACUGCCCCGCUGGAAGAAGUGCCUUCCGGCAGUUUCUGCGCACUGAGUUCAGUGAGGAAAACAUGCUCUUCUGGUUAGCCUGCGAGGAAUUCAGUAAGGAAACCAAUAAGAGCGUCAUCGAGGAGAGAGCACGGAUAAUAUACGAAGACUACAUCUCUAUCCUCUCACCCAAAGAGGUGAGCCUCGACUCUAGAGUUCGAGAGGUUAUAAACAGGAACAUGUUGGAGCCAACAUCCCACACGUUUGACGAUGCCCAGCUCCAGAUAUACACACUAAUGCAAAGAGACUCAUAUCCGCGAUUCAUGAACUCGCCGGUCUACAAAAACCUGAUCAAGACAGUCUCUGAGCAGUUGGUGGAAUCUUAGAUCUCUGUGAUCCCGGUUGAAUGCCCCAUCCCUAUCUUUUGGUCGUUACCUUUUCUUUGGUAGAAUAUGUUUAAAAGGACCUCAGCGAGGGUCUUCCCAGGGAUUUUACCGCUAUAUCGAUCUGUACCUGAAAAAAAAGACACUCAGGUCUCCAGGUCACUGGAUUUUAAAAAAAUGUCUCAAAUUUCCUGAGGGCUCAACACCACAAGUACUGCUACAGAUCAGAUGCUCCAAAGGAUUAUCAGUCCGUUUAGAUGUUUUAAAGAAAAUAAUCUAUUUUAUUUGUGUUGAAGGGUUGUUUUUAAUUAAUUAAUUAAUUAAUUAAUUUAUAUCAAUGUUCGAAGGAAGAUGUGAUACCAAUCGUGGACUAUAUACAGUAGAUAUAUUUAUGAAUUUAUAUUACAUUUUCAACCUUUUUUUUUCUCGAGUUAUAAUCUUUAAAGAAAAGGG